AUGGGAUUAUUUGAGAUAUUUGUUAAGGAUGAUGGGUUUUGGGGUAGAUGGAGAAGUUGGAUGGAAUCGCUCAUGUUCAAUACCACUGUGUCAAUUCUUGUUAAUGGUAGUCCAACUAAAGACUUUGCGGUGACGAAGGGUCUUCGACAAGGGGAUCCUAUUUCUCCUUUUCUCUUUCUCUUCAUGGCAGAAGGUUUGUCGGCUUUGAUGAGGAAAGCCUCGUGUUUGGGUGAGUGUGUGGGUUUUAAGGCGGAAGAAGACUUACAUUUUAAGAUGCUCCAUGAUACUCUUUUAAUUAGUGAUGGCUCGUGGAAUAAAUUGUGGAGCGUUAAAAUUAUUCUUAAGGGUUUUGAAUUAGUCUCGGGUCUUCGGGCAUCUAAAGUUGCUAUUAAGGAGAUCAUUAAGCUUCAAAUGGUCUUUUUAUGGAGGGAAACAAAGGAUAAGAAAAAAGUUGAUUGGAUUGGUUGGGAUAAGGUGUGUUUGCCAAAUAAGGAUGGUGGGUACGGUGACAUUAGAAGAGUUAUGCUCUCCGUUUCGGUGACUCGUAGAAGAAACAAGGUCUCUCUUUGGUGGAAAGAUUUGUGUCCAUUCGGUUCGGGGGGGACGAGUCUGUUGGAAAAUUGGUUUCCUUCUUCCAUCUCUUGCAAGUUAGGGUAUGGUGAUGGACUUGAUGUUUGGCUUGAUAGGCGGUUGGGAUGUUCAUGGGAGUGGCGUAUUAACUUCCGUGAAGGUUUUGUUGAUGAUGAGGAUGGGGAACGUGUUGAGAAUUUAGUUACAUCUUUGGGAGGGUCGAAGCCUACCGUGGGUAUCGCAGACUCGUACUUUUGGUGGAAAAACUCCACGGGUUUUUCUGUAAAAGCUACUUAUGACAUGAUUUUGGAGGGGAGUUAUCGGGUCCAUCGCUUAGAGGUUGAGGAGCUUUUGAAUUGGCUUGUAAGUCCCGUUUUGUGGUGGACACUAGAUGGAUUUUUGGGAUGGAUUUUUGUUGGGGUAUUUGGAGUUGUAGGAAUGAGAUUCUCUUGA
Molecule: messenger RNA, 1023 nt
Organism: Vicia villosa (hairy vetch)
Lineage: Eukaryota; Viridiplantae; Streptophyta; Magnoliopsida; Fabales; Fabaceae
Exons: 5
Coding region: 1-1023 (340 amino acids)
Source: RefSeq, a predicted model, not a curated record